Nymphalis io (European peacock) is the source of this 963-nucleotide messenger RNA. RefSeq lists its product as uncharacterized. Lineage: Eukaryota; Metazoa; Arthropoda; Insecta; Lepidoptera; Nymphalidae. Gene Ontology annotation, molecular function: protein binding. The transcript is spliced from 4 exons. The record is from RefSeq and is a predicted model, not a curated record. The coding region runs from base 48 to 710 and encodes 220 amino acids.
CUAUCGUCUUUAUUUACUUCAUAAAAUAUUUUAAUUACUUAUUAUUCAUGGAUAGAAAUAAAGAGAAACUGAAAAGUAAUAUUUUAAGUAAUAAUGAGAGUGAAAUAAAAGAAUUGUUAGAAAAUGGAUUUGAUCCUAAUUUUGAAAAUGGUUGGCCUAUAAGACUAGCAGCUCGAUUUGGUUUUUAUUCAAUUGUUAAAUUAUUCAUUCAAUAUGGAGCAAAUCCACAUUCAUUAAAUGAAGCUGGUGCAUCAACUUUGCAACUUGCAGUUUUUUCUGGAUUACACUGGGAAACCGACGACUGGACAUAUUUAUUAUCAUGCUGUGACUCAUCUCAGCUGGCCGAUGGCGCUGCCGUUGCUAUCAUUUUUAAUAACAUAGCAGCUUUACAGAAAAUUCUAUGUACUGGAAGAUGUAACACCAAUAUACCAACUACUUUGACAGGCAAAACAGUGGAGGAUUUAGCAAAAGGAUAUAAAAUGCAGUACAUUUUAAACUUCCCAGUAGUUCAAAAUAUCCUUCGAGUGUCAUCGCAUCGAUCACCUCCUCGUAUGCCUAGAUCGGAUGUUAGAAAUUCACAAAUUCGACAACAAAAUAACAGAAAUUUGUCGCCCUCAGUUGCGCGCUUCUUUAAUCUAACGGCCGGCCAGACAGCUCUAAGUCCACCACAAAGCCCUUUAGGAUCGAUAUUUCCUUCAAGAGCUCAAUAAUUGUAAAUGUUCUGCAUAUUAUGUUGAAAUUUAGAUGUUUUGACAUUUUAUAAAGUGACAUGUUCAACAUCUACUAUUAAUAUCUAUCAUUAGUAUGAAAAAAAUAUAAUUAAAAGAGCUUACACAAACAUUUUUUUGUACGAAUAACAUUUGCGACAACAAAAAAUCUAAAAGUAUAAAAUGUUAUGCAUAAUUGGAGAAAUGUUUUAAUAGGCAUUAUUUUUUUCUGAUAAAAUAUUUUGUUUUUAUUUCU